AUGGCCCAUGCCACUCGUGAUCAUGUGCUUCGCGUGUCAAAUGAAGCAGAUUUCAUCCUGAAUCGUCUUCGAGCAGAAGAUGUCAGCAAGCAUGCUCAUUUUGAGCAUGAGGAGGCAAGCAUCAUCACAGUACCAGAAGAGACCAAAGAGCUAAGCGAAGAAGAGAAGCUGAAAUUGUUAGCGAAUAGCAUCGCACCUGGUCGAGGCCAAUCGUCAGAGCUAGUUGAUGAAAGCGACAUAGACAAGUGGGCUGCUGAAGUCGACCCCACGCCCAGUAGUGUUACCUACGCUAUUCUUCAUAUGGCUUAG
This is a messenger RNA of Cylicostephanus goldi, 309 nucleotides long. Lineage: Eukaryota; Metazoa; Nematoda; Chromadorea; Rhabditida; Strongylidae. The record is from the annotation of a GenBank genome assembly.